Messenger RNA from Penicillium verhagenii, 1236 nucleotides. Its product is annotated as WD40 repeat domain-containing protein. The record is from RefSeq and is a predicted model, not a curated record. Bases 1 to 1236 code for a protein of 411 amino acids. NCBI's taxonomy places the organism in Eukaryota, Fungi, Ascomycota, Eurotiomycetes, Eurotiales, Aspergillaceae. The transcript has 2 exons. Gene Ontology annotation, molecular function: protein binding.
AUGUUCGACCCGGUCUGCACACUUCCGCUCUCCUCGGACCUAUUCACUCAGGCCAUCCACCCCGGACAGCCCGUAGUGUCCGUGGGUCUAGCCUCCGGCCAUGUCCAGACCUUCCGACUGCCCACCGAAGAAGCCGCCGACGAAGAUGACGCAGCUUCUAAUUCCUCCAUUCGCAGUGGCAAGGGACACAUCGACACCAUGUGGCGCACAAGACGACACAAGGGUAGCUGUCGUUCCUUGGGAUUUAGCACCGAUGGAGAGAUGCUGUAUUCGGCUGGUACCGAUGGGCUCGUCAAGGCCGCAAAGUCCGAGACCGGACAAGUGGAAAACAAGAUUGUUAUUCCUCUAGAAAAGAAAGGCUCUAUCGAUGCCCCCACUAUCAUCCAUGCCCUCUCCCCCCAGACUCUUUUACUUGCGACAGACUCCAGCGCUCUCCACCUGUACGACUUGCGCAUUCCCUACUCCAAGGUCUCCGCGCGCCCAGAGCAGUCGCACCACCCGCACGAUGACUACGUUUCUUCCUUGACCCCUCUUCCCGCCUCCGACACAAGCACUUCCGGAUUCAGCAAGCAGUGGGUCACAACUGGUGGAACUACUUUGGCCGUAACGGAUCUGCGGAGAGGUGUGCUCGUUCGCAGUGAAGACCAGGAAGAGGAAUUGAUUAGUUCUGCAUUCAUGGGUGGAUUGCCUAACAGCGGAACCAGUCGCGGAGAGAAGGUGCUUGUGGGUGGCUCUAACGGUAUUAUCACGCUUUGGGAGAAGGGUGUAUGGGACGACCAAGAUGAGCGAAUCUAUGUGGAGCGAAGCAAUGAUGGUGGCGAAUCUAUUGACACAUUGGCAGUCGCCCCGAGCGACUUGGGCUAUGGCAAGCUUGUGGCGGCUGGUCUGGCCAAUGGCUUGGUCAAGCUCGUUCGCAUCGGAGCAAACAAGGUUGUUUCUGAGGUUGUGCAUGACGAGACCGAGGGUGUUGUAGGACUGGGGUGGGACGUCGAGGGGCGCAUGGUCUCUGGCGGAGGACAGCUUGUCAAGGUUUGGCACGAAGCAGCCGAAACCGAUGGAGCCGGCGAUGAUAUGGAGGGUGGAAAGCAUAUGCUUGGUGAUAGCGACGAUAGUGAUGAUUCUGAUGAUAGUGACCGGGGACCCAAGAGACCCAAUGCACGGGAGCGCAAGAAGGCAAGAAAAGCCAACCGCAAGGAAAGCGGUGCUCACGUCAUGGCUUUUGCCGAUAUGGACUGA